Budorcas taxicolor (takin) is the source of this 3018-nucleotide messenger RNA. It is a transcript of the gene EPC1, whose product is annotated as enhancer of polycomb homolog 1. Gene Ontology annotation, biological process: regulation of transcription by RNA polymerase II. The coding region runs from base 260 to 2788 and encodes 842 amino acids. NCBI's taxonomy places the organism in Eukaryota, Metazoa, Chordata, Mammalia, Artiodactyla, Bovidae. Gene Ontology annotation, cellular component: piccolo histone acetyltransferase complex. The transcript is spliced from 15 exons. The record is from RefSeq and is a predicted model, not a curated record.
GGUUGGCUGAAGAGCGCACAGUGGAGUUUUAAUGUCCGCCAUGUUGGCCAUGGCGUAUUGAGGAGAGCGAGCGAGAGAGGAGCGGAGCGUCUCGGCCUCCCACCUCCAGGCGGCUCUGAGUGCCCGGACGGCGGGCUCCGCGCUCCGCCCCUCCAGUCCCCGGCAGCGGUGGGCGAGUGGGGACCGAACCCCCGGUUCUCCAUGAUCCCGCUGGCCGGGGCCGUUUCCCCAGAGCGGAGAGGUAUCUGCUGCGCCUGAGAUGAGUAAACUGUCGUUUCGGGCGCGGGCGCUAGACGCCUCGAAGCCGCUGCCGGUUUUCCGCUGUGAGGAUCUGCCCGACCUGCACGAAUACGCCUCGAUAAACCGGGCCGUGCCGCAGAUGCCCACCGGAAUGGAGAAGGAAGAGGAGUCGGAACACCAUCUUCAGCGGGCUAUUUCAGCACAGCAGGUGUAUGGCGAGAAGAGGGAUAAUAUGGUUAUACCAGUCCCAGAAGCAGAAAGUAACAUCGCUUACUAUGAGUCUAUAUAUCCUGGGGAAUUCAAGAUGCCAAAGCAGCUCAUUCACAUACAGCCUUUUAGUUUGGAUGCUGAGCAGCCCGAUUAUGAUUUGGAUUCUGAAGAUGAAGUAUUUGUGAAUAAACUGAAGAAGAAAAUGGACAUCUGCCCAUUGCAGUUUGAGGAGAUGAUUGACCGUCUAGAAAAAGGCAGUGGUCAGCAGCCAGUCAGUCUGCAGGAAGCCAAACUACUGCUAAAAGAAGACGAUGAAUUAAUUAGAGAAGUUUAUGAAUACUGGAUUAAAAAGAGAAAAAACUGUCGAGGUCCGUCUCUCAUCCCAUCAGUAAAACAAGAGAAGCGAGAUGGUUCGAGCACAAAUGAUCCUUACGUGGCUUUUAGAAGACGAACUGAAAAAAUGCAGACGCGGAAAAAUCGCAAAAAUGAUGAAGCCUCUUAUGAAAAAAUGCUUAAGCUGCGUCGAGACCUAAGCCGGGCUGUUACUAUUUUAGAGAUGAUAAAAAGAAGAGAAAAGAGUAAAAGAGAGCUAUUGCACUUAACACUGGAAAUUAUGGAAAAGAGGUAUAAUCUGGGUGACUACAGUGGGGAGAUCAUGUCUGAGGUCAUGGCUCAGAGGCAGCCCGUGAAGCCCACGUACAGCAUCCCCCUCGUCCCCAUCGCCAACAGCAGUCAGUUCAAGCACCAGGAGGCGAUGGAUGUGAAGGAGUUUAAAGUUAAUAAGCAAGAUAAGGCUGAUCUUAUCCGACCUAAACGUAAAUAUGAAAAGAAGCCCAAAGUCUUACCUUCGUCUGCUGCUGCUGCUCCUCAACAGGCCAGCCCCACCACGCUGCCGGUCUUUAACGCUAAAGACCUAAACCAGUAUGACUUCCCCAGCUCGGACGAAGAGCCUCUCUCCCAGGUUCUGUCUGGCUCUUCAGAAGCUGAGGAAGAGAAUGAUCCCGAUGGCCCUUUUGCUUUCCGAAGGAAGGCAGGCUGUCAGUACUAUGCUCCUCACUUAGACCAAACUGGCAACUGGCCUUGGACUAGUCCUAGCGACGGAGGAAUAGGGGAUGUGCGAUACCGAUACUGCCUGACCACCCUGACCGUGCCCCAGCGGUGCAUUGGAUUUGCACGAAGACGGGUUGGGCGCGGUGGAAGGGUCUUACUGGACAGAGCGCUCUCAGACUACGACGGCGUGUUUCGCCAUCUGGAUCUGGACAUGCUUUCCUCACCACAACAUUCUCCAGUCAAUCAGCCUGCCAAUACCUCAGAAACAAAUACCUCGGACAAAUCUUUGUCUAAAGACCUCAGUCAGAUACUCGUCAAUAUCAAAUCAUGUCGAUGGCGGCAUUUUAGGCCUCGGACACCAUCCCUACAUGAGAGUGACAAUGACGAGCUCUCCUGUCGAAAAUUGUACAGGAGUACAAAUCGAGCAGGCACAGCACAACCCGGGACCCAGACAUGCGGUACCUCUACGCAGAGCAAAAGCAGCAGUGGGUCAGCACACUUCGCAUUUACAGCCGAACAAUACCAGCAACAUCAACAGCAGCUGGCACUCAUGCAGAAACAGCAGCUUGCACAAAUUCAGCAACAGCAAGCAAGUAGUAAUUCCUCCACCACCAUGCCACAGAACCUUGCAUCUAACCAGCAGAAAAGUGGCUUUCGCCUGAAUCUACAUCAUAGCCACUCUAUACAGGGUUUAGAAAGAACAUUACAGGGUUUUGUGUCCAAGACUUUGGAUUCUGCUAGUGCUCAAUUUGCUGCUUCUGCUUUGGUGACAUCGGAACAACUGAUGGGAUUCAAGAUGAAGGAGGAUGUGGUGCUUGGAAUUGGGGUGAACGGCGUCCUUCCAGCCUCAGGAGUAUACAAGGGCUUACACCUCAGUAGUACUGCACCCACAGCACUUGUCCACACGAGUCCGUCGACGGCAGGGCCGGCUUUGCUGCAGCCUGCAAGCGUGACCCAGACUGCGGGUUCCCACAGUGCGCCAGGUCACCCGGCGACCGCUGCCAACUCCACCACAACUCAGGUUCUGAUUGGGAACAACAUUCGAUUGACUGUACCUUCAUCAGUUGCCACUGUAAACUCUAUCACCCCUAUAAAUGCACGACACAUACCUAGGACUUUAAGUGCUGUCCCGUCGUCUGCCUUAAAGCUGGCUGCUGCAGCAAACUGUCAAGUUUCCAAGGUCCCGUCGUCAUCUUCUGUGGAUGCCGUCCCACGGGAAAAUCAUGACUCAGAAAAGCCAGCACUAAACAACAUAGCAGACAACACAGUGGCGAUGGAGGUGACGUAGCUCCUCAGGAGCGGAGCCGCAGCCUGGGGACUUGACUAGGUGCUAUGCAUCGGGAGCGUUUCAAAUGCAAGGGAUGGUGGAAUGCAGCACAUGCGUUUCUGUGGCAGCUGUGGGGACUCGACAGCAGUGCUCAUCUCUCAUGCUUCAACUUUUCUUUUCUUACUGUUAAUAGGAAAAAAAAUCAACAUCUGUAAAUUAAGAAUACAGCAAUUAUCUGUACAGUACUGCAU